Messenger RNA from Paramuricea clavata, 6894 nucleotides. The record is from the annotation of a GenBank genome assembly. NCBI's taxonomy places the organism in Eukaryota, Metazoa, Cnidaria, Anthozoa, Malacalcyonacea, Plexauridae.
CGCUAAAUUAGGACCCCAAAUAGUAUAAACAUUGGAAGUUUUAACAAUUAAUUUCUCAAAGAGAAUACAUGAUAUUAUUUUAUACUUUGUAAAACUGUUAGUCUUCAAGUGUCUGUGAAGUUAAUUUUGGGAAGCAAAAAGAAUGACCACCAUUUCUCGAAUCGGUUUAUAUCACUUGACUACAUGAAGUAUAAACUUCGUCAAAUUCAAGAUGGCUUCCAAUCCAGUGGUAUUUUUCGACAUUUCUAUCGGCGGUCAGGUAUGAAUUCGCAAAACUAUAGAUUAUUCUAUUGAGUUCGGUUCAUAUUCGAUUUGUCUAUUUAUUUAUCAUCAUGGAUGAAGUAUAAUUUUCUGGUGGGGGAAGCAACACUGUGUAAUAAUCAAGUCGUUAAAAUAUUGGUUGUAUAGCACGUGUUAUUUUUUGUGUAACUUUGUUGUACUUGAGUUUGAUGUAUUUGUCUUGUGUUGUAGGAUGUUGGAAGAUUGAAAAUGGAGUUAUUUGCGGACGUUGUACCGAAAACUGCUGAAAAUUUUAGGUAAAUGGAAUCAAUUUGUAUUCUAUUUAUAAACUGUCUGUGCGGCCUUAAACAGACUUCGCCAGGCUAUAUUUACGGCACUCUAUGUACCGAACCGUCAUUAUAAAGCGUAUUGUUUACAACGGAUUUCAGCGAGCUCGAAAAUAGCUCAGAAGGUUAGGCAAAUGGCUGCUGUGUUGUAGUCCGCGGGUUCGAAUCCGAGGUGUGACAGGGUUUUUUCGGGUUAGGGUUAGGGGAAGGAUUGGGGUUAGGGUUAUUUUUGUUUUAAUUUGACUUUAACGAUAAAUACAGAUUGUAUGGAGACUAAGAACGAGAGUGCCGUAAAUAUAGCCUGGCGAAGUCUGUUUACGGGCCCGUAGAUAUAGCCACUUCCUUAAAUAUCGGUCGACAUUGUCCGAGUGUCCGACCCAUUCGUGAAAUUGUCUGACGUAGUCAGAAAUUAACCACCGGACAUUCCGUCCAACCUAAGUGAAACUGAGGUUUAUUGUAACUUGUCUGACCCGGAUCAGAGUAAUGUAUAAAGGCCCAUUUCCACUCAAGAAAAAUUUCCACAGACAGAAAAUUUUCCAAAAAUAUCAUUGUUAAAAGUUGAAAAUUUUCAACUUCAAAAUUUUUUUCCGACGGAAAAUUUGUGUUGGCCACUCACAUUUUACAAAAUUUUCUUUCUGCGGAAAAUUUUCCUUAGUGGAAAUGGGCCUUAAAAGGUGAACUGCAAAAUGGGCUUAAGUUGUUGAAAUCUUACUGUACUGCUGUUAUAGGCAAGCAAGUUAAUUUUGGCUUGGAAAUAAAUAUGAAUGACACAAAUUAUUUAAUAUCUUCACAACAUUUACUGUUCGGAAAAAAUACAUUGAUCACACUGAUAUUAAUGUGUGUCAUUCAGACUUAUUGCAGACUUAUUGUCGGAAAUAAUACAUUGAUCACACUGAUAUUAAUGUGUGUCAUUCAGACUUAUUGCCAAGCCAAACUGAACUUUCAAGAUCAUCGGACAUCAUGCAUAUGUCCGACCCAGACUCACAGUCAUUGGACAUUUUGUCAGACGGCCCUGUAAAUAAAGUUUUCUAUCUAUCUAAAUUCUGGCCAUUUUAGGUACCGUACUGCAUAUACCUGUACACCCGAUUAGCACGUUUGAUGCCGGCUGACAGCCGGAAAUUUUGUCUCCGAUUGCUCGGCUGCCAGCCGGGCUGUACUAUAGUAUACUGUUUGUUCAAAAAAUGUGUGCAUUUUGGAGACUGGUUCCAGAAUGUUUUCAUAAGCAGAAAACCACCAAAAUUACAUUACAUUUUCUGAAAAUCAUCGAUAUGAAAAUAAUGCAAUAUGGCUAUCAGCUGGGCCUGUCUGUAGUAUACUAUAGUAUACUACAAUACAUCACGGCUACCAGCCGGCAAUACGGCUAUCAGCCGAUCUUGUCUGUAGUAUACUGUAGUAUAUCUGUAGUACACUGUAGUAUACUACAAUACAUCACAGCUACCAGCCAGCAAUAUGGCUAUCAGCCGUGAUGUAUUGUAGUAAUCGGCUGAUAGCCGUAUUGCUGGCAGGUACAUAGCUGUGAUGUAUUGUAGUAUAGUACAGUAUACUACAGACAUAAUUCUCAAUUUUCUCUUUGCCGUAAUUGUUUUUUUUUCUCAUUUAUUUACUUGUCGCAUAGCUAGCUGUAUGCAUUGGGAAGAUGAAUUUAGAUGCAUUUCGAUGAUUUUCGGAAAAUUUAAUGUAAUUUUGGUGGUUUUCUGCUUAUGAAAACAUUCUAGAACCAGUUUCCGAAAUGCGCACAUUUUUUGAACGAACAGUAUACUAUAGUACAGCCCGGCUGGCAGCCGAGCAAUCGGAGACAAAAUUUCCGGCUGUCAGCUGGCGUCAAACACGCUAAUCGGGUGACCUGUAGCAAUGCUCUAUUUUAUGAACCCAUGCACACAGCAUUUUUAUAAAUAUAAUUAAGCUGGCCAUCAUUAUCUUCUAGCUACAGGUGUAUAGCUAAGACCCUGUCAAGAUGAUUUGCAGCAAUAGUUUGUUUUAGUGGUGAUAUACCUAUUUGAUUUUUCUUUCCAAGUUAAAUUUUGAAAGAUAAAUUAUUUUUCUAGUAUAAAUUAGACCAGUCUAAUCCUGCCAAUCUUUAUUUCUUGCAGACAGUUUUGUACUGGAGAAUAUAAGUAAGUGAACAUUGAUUUUGGGCAUCUCACUCGACAGAACUAAUUGUUAGAGGGUGUUGUACAUUGAAAUUUCAAGUGUAAAUUUUAUACAUUACUAGACCUACAGUAAAAUAAAUUUCGACAAUUGUCCAGAAAAAAUGUCCAACCAAAAUUUGUUUGCAAGCUUUCAAAUUUAAUCAGAUAUUAUUUUUAUUUCAUUUUGACUGAUGGCAAAUCACAUUGGGCAAAUCACGACAAAUAAAAGAUACAGUAGCAGUUUAUGCCUAACACUAUACCCUACUUUCAAAAUACUUUAAUUUAAAUUUACAACUAGGUAUUCUUUCUAGACAGUCUUGGGAAUAGUGUUCAUUGUUCCUCGUUUCCUGAAUUUGCCUGUUACAACUGUUCCUCAAAAUUGCAUAAAAACAAUAAAUAUUUGGAAAAUUUAACCAUAGAUUAUGCCAGUAUGCAACUGUUAAUGUAUACUUGACUAAUUGUUACAUAUCUCAAUAAUGAGGAAGUUACAUGUCUCAAAUAAGGAAGUGUGAUCUAUGAUACGUGAAAAUUCCUAUGUGUGAAAAAUUGAAAUUGUUCCACAUUCUUUUUGCAUGCUACUUCUGCAAAUGUUCCUCAGGAUCCAGGAUGUGAUAUUUUCCAGAUCUGUUUGCAGAGUGAUCGGACGCAGUCUAUGGUUAAACUUGCUGCUAUUUUUUCUAGACAAAAAAUCUGGCUAAUAAUUUAGCAUUUUAUUGGAAAACUGGUGUAAUUUGGUUGGAAAAUGUCCAAUGUGCGACCAUUAUUUCAGGCUUCGAGGCUUGAUAGGCUUUCUGGAAAAUACAUGAUCAUUAUUAUAUAGUCAUUACUAAAUUCUGUCUACCUGUAGCUUUUGAGAGAAGAUACACCAGGUUUUAAAUUGAACUGUUUUACCUUGUGUUAAUUGUAGAAAGGAUGGCGCCCCUAUUGGUUUUAAAACUGCAACAUUUCACAGGUAUUAUUGUGAAAAACUUGCAUCUACUGUAGAACAGCAUUUUGUAAAUUGAAGAUUCUUGUCAAAACAAGACAAAACAAUGCACAUGCAGGUGAUAUUUCUAAGUAAUAUUUAUUUUGAAAAAAAAUAUAACAAUUUAUUGUUUUGUCUUGUUUAUUGUUAUCUUCAGUUUAAAACUUGUUUUUCUCCAGAAUAUAUUUCAUUAUUGAAUUAUUGAUAUUUUAAGUCGCAUGCUGAUUAUGGCUGCAUUUACUGCUAUUUUUCAUACACAGUAUUUGAUAUUAUAGAAUAUUUAGUUAUUGUAGUACAGUAAAAACUUGCAUCAGUGGGUUAGCAGAUAUACAUGUAUGCUUGAUUUAAUAUCAUAAUUUCAAAUUCUAAACCAGGAACAAUUGUUUUUGACUAGAAAUACGAACCAGUUAAGAGCCAAAUCAGCCUGAUUUUUCACCAAACACGUACAGUAUUGUACAGUAUAAGAUGCAAUUGUCUGUAAUAAAAAAAACUGUAGCUGCUUCAUUCAAGAGACAAUCAUGGAACAAGUUGUCUCUGAUGGCCUAAUGAUAAAUUCCCACUCUUUGGUGUUUAUUAUGUAGGGUUAUUAAAGAUUUUAUGGUCCAAGGAGGUGAUUUUAUAAAGGUGCUGUAUGGAGUAUAACCUUGUUACAAAUGAACUUUAACUGGCACAUGUACAUGUACAUAUGUAUUUGUACACACUGCAAAAGCCCUAAGUAUUUUGAUUCGAAAACUGGAUUAAAAUAAUACCCCACAGUGACUCAAAAUUUAAAUUUUGCCCUGAAUUAAGAAAAAAAUGCCUUCCUCAUUUGUCAAUCAUAUUUGAGUAAUUUUGCCUUCUAUAUGAUUAUGGGUAAAAUUACUGACAAAUUUAUGAGCAGUGUGAGGACCCUCUGAUGUAAACACAAUACCCAAAUUUCGCGUUGUUUAGACAUCUUCUAAUCUAACUUUUUAAAGCAUAUUUCAUGAAUAUAGUGUUCCGCUGUCUGAACGGAUUUGACCGCCUCUAGCCUCCUCCGCAGGCAUCUCGUAGUUCACGUACUAUAGAAAGUUAUUUUUUUUGCCUGCAAGCAAAUUUUGCCCGAUAAUUGAAAGGCGAUGCCUGCGGAGGAGGCUAGACCGCCUCCUAAAUCAUGUUUUUGAAUCAGGGUUAACGUUAUGGGGUGAUCUGUCGUGAUCACAUAAUUUGCAAGGGUGUACGUCUGGAAUCUCUCGUUUGAGGUCAUAGACGGAUUUUCAUAUUUUUUACUGGGGUGGUGCCAGAAAUUUUAGGGGGGUGAGCCGUGAGCAGGUGACUGAAGCAACACAAAGUGUCACCAAACCCCAGUAAAGUCUAUAUUCUAGGGGUGGAUCACUAGAGCCGCGAGGGGGAGUCUACAGAGCAGAAAACAAAGUAUCCCUGGAAAAAUUUGAAAAAAAUCAUGAUUUCUAGCUUCGAAAAAAAGUUUUUUGAAGUUGUCAUAUCAAUGGAUUUGGCAUGUCCGGAAGUCUGUUGAGACUUGAGAGAGUUAACGUUAAAUGAACCUGUAAAAGUGUAAACCCAAUAGGCCAAUACACAAUAUGCUUUUACUUUUAUAUAGUCAUUGACAUUGUGUCGUUUGAAUCCGAGUACAAUUUAUGACGCAACUCCGAUGUAAAUAAUGUUUGGGGCGUAAAGAUUAAAUCUAGGCAAGUCUAUUUCCUAAAAGAAUUAAAAACUAAAAAUAAUGUUCGUAAAAAUUCCAAAUGUUCCUUGCGAGCAAGCUAUUUGCAUGACAAGGCACUGCAAACUCUAUUCAGGGGAGAUAAUAGAGUUUCAAAACUUUACAAGUUGCUCCAAUAAAUCAGUGAAUGCAAGCGAGGAGCGAUUAGUUUCAGAGUAUUGCACUGUCUUUUUCUAUUUGAGUGUACUCCUACAUUUAUUUUGUUUCAUCAACACUCUGCACGUUGGAGUGGACUAUAUAAUUAUUUUUUAUUAUGCAGAAUAUGGGGGGGUUGAAAUUUUUUUUGGAGGGGUGGACAUUUUGUUUGGGGGGGUUAUAGCUAAUAUUGGGGGGGUAGCACCCUCCCACAAAAUCCGUCUAUGUUUGAGGUUCCGAGGUUAUUUAUUAAAUGCAUGGUCAAAGAGAGUUAACUGUUGCGCUUGACUGCCGGAAUCUUAUAUUGACCCUCCUGUAAUCAAUUAACAUCAACUUCGAACUUUCAUCACCUUUCAACGAAUUGUACCAACAGGUGCGAAAUGUCUUUUUAUCCUUGAUAAUUCUUCAUAUAAUGCUCAACCUCAUUCAAUAAUUGUUAAGUAUCGCCAUUAAUUCCUAAUAAUCCACGAUUGUUCUCUAAAAUCUUGGAUGAACAAAUAUAAAUCUAUUUCCAUCCAUGCAGCCUAUGAAUAUGUCCUGGUCAGAACCAAUUUCAGUAUGAUAUCACUUAAUCAAAUUACAGUACUAUACACUCAUAACAAUUAGCCGAUUUAUAGAAGAUUUUGUUAGAUUUUAAAGGGGCAGUGUCAUCACAAUUUUUAUUUUCUUAAACGCAAAUGCUCUUAAAACUGUAUAAUAAUUUGUUUUGAAGAUUUUGGUUCUCAUGCUUAGUUCUUGAGAUAUUUCAUUUUGUUUGUAACCAUGCGACGUCAUUUACUCAAUUACAUAUAUUAAUGAGAUAUCAGUAAUUGUUGUGUAUCUUUGCUAUUUUUUAUCAAAAUCUUUCGAAAGAUGCGGCGCGUUUUUUAAUUUAACCUACAUCAUUAAGCAUACUGUUUUUUAAAACAAAUCCAUAAAAAAUUGCAAAGAUACACAACAAUUACUGAUAUCUCAUUAUAUAUGCAAUUGAGUAAAUGACGUCACAUGAUUACAAACAAAAUGAAAUAUCUGAAGAACUAAGCAUGGGAACAAAAUUCUUCAAAACAAGUUAUUAUACAGUUUUAAGAGCAUUUUCGUUUAAGAAAAUAAAAAGUUUGAUGACAGUGCCCCUUUAAACUCAAUCAGUAAUUGUUUGCAUCAUAUUUGCAGGGUGAUGGUACAGGCUUGUGUAGUAUAUAUGGUGGGGUUGCUUUUCCAGAUGAGAAUUUCAAGUUAAAACACGACAAGGCUGGUUUACUGUCUAUGGUAAAUAAUGUAUAUUUUGAAAUUGAAUGAACUUUAAAAUACUGUAUGCUGAUAAUUACAUGUACAUGUACAUUAUUAUUUGUUACAUAAUUUGUCAUGUGUUUUUAGGCAAACAGUGGACCACAUACUAAUGGCUGUCAGGUAAUUGUAUAA